Molecule: messenger RNA, 1404 nt
Organism: Vombatus ursinus (common wombat)
Lineage: Eukaryota; Metazoa; Chordata; Mammalia; Diprotodontia; Vombatidae
Product: probable E3 ubiquitin-protein ligase TRIML1
Exons: 7
Coding region: 1-1404 (467 amino acids)
Molecular function (GO): protein binding
Source: RefSeq, a predicted model, not a curated record
AUGACCUCUUGCCCUGAGCUAAUUCGAGACUUCCAGGAAGAGCUCAUCUGCUCCAUGUGCAGAAAGUAUUUUACAAAUCCAAUGUCCACUACAUGUGGCCACAGUUUUUGCUAUGUUUGCCUCAUCAGCAGCUGGCCAGAAGCUUCUACACCUUUCUCCUGUCCAGAAUGCGGGUUUGUCUCCUCUCUGAGGGACUUGCGAGCCAAUCAGCGCCUUGGGAAACUAGCAGCCAUUGCCAAAAAUCUAAGUCCCCCUUGCUUUCAGAACCCUGAAGAAAACAAAAGUGAGAUAAAUCAGAAGGGGCACAAGCCGUUUUAUGUGGAUGACUGGAGUCCAAGCCCUGUGUCCUGUUCUCAAUCCCAGGAGCAUGAGCCUCAUACACUCCAUUCCACGGAUGAGUUUGCUGAAAACUUCAAGGAGAAGAUCCAAAAAUCUGUGAAUGUUAUGUGGAGGAAAGCUGAGAAUGUGAUGCAACAGAUGGCUAAUGAGAAGCUGAAAUGUGUACUGUUGGAGGCAGAGGUGGAGACACAAAAGAGAAGGAUUUUGUCUGAAUUCCAGAAACUACAAGGGUUCCUGGAUGAGGAGAAGGAUGAAUAUCUGUCAAUUGUGCAGCAGCAAUUGAGAACCAACAUGGAAGGCCUGAGCAAGAGAAUGAAGAAACUGUCCCACCUGAAUCAAGAAUUAAGGAAGAGGAUCUUAGAGUUAGAAGAGGAGUGCAAGAAACCAGAUAUGGAUUUGCUACAGGAUAUGAAAAGAGUGUUAAACAGGAAUGAAUCUGUGCUCCAAAAGGAAAUAGAAAAAUUCCUUAUAAAAAAAACUGUCCAGCCCAUUCCUGGAAUUACAGAAAUGCUUUUGAAAUUCAAAGUGGACAUCACUCUGGAUCAUAAUGCAGCCUGUCCAGGACUCAUUAUAUCUGAAGAUUUAAAGAGUGUGAGAUAUGGAGGUACUCAAGAGCAAGAGCCCCACAACAGUGAGACAUUCAGUGCUUUUGCCCAAGUUCUUGGUACUCAGUCUUUGACUUCAAGAAGAUGCUACUGGGAGGUGGAGAUGAAGGUGCCAGGUGACACUGGAUGGUGUGUUGGCAUCUCUAAAGGACCAAUUCUACCUGCAGAUUUCUUUGUGCUUAUGGCCAUGAAAGGUCAUAAUGGCUACCAUCUUUUUGCUAUAGGCAAGCAGCACCUUUAUUCUGUGCCUCAUGUAAAAUACUGCCAGAACUGUGUGUCCAACCUAAUGGUGGGUAUUUUCCUUGACUAUGAAAAAGGAGAGGUGUCAUUUUAUAAUGUUAAAGAAAGAUCUCUUAUUUUUGCCUUUCAAAACAUUUACUUCUCAGGACCUUUUCAACCUUUCUUCUGUCUUUCUAAGAAAAUCCUGACAAAUGAUUGCUCUCUCAUGAUCUGUCCCUAA